Messenger RNA from Triplophysa dalaica, 3544 nucleotides. RefSeq names its product NIMA-related kinase 2 (gene nek2). Gene Ontology annotation, molecular function: protein kinase activity; ATP binding. Gene Ontology annotation, biological process: protein phosphorylation. The transcript has 10 exons. NCBI's taxonomy places the organism in Eukaryota, Metazoa, Chordata, Actinopteri, Cypriniformes, Nemacheilidae. Bases 2030 to 3334 code for a protein of 434 amino acids. The record is from RefSeq and is a predicted model, not a curated record.
UGUCAAAUGUAUACUGUACUAUUAGGGUUUAAAACCAUUUAGACUUGUUAUUUGGUUUGGUAACAGGGUUUUGACACUCAAAAGAAAUGCUAAAUGAAAUGUUACAGAAUGUAACAUUUAUUCUGACCUUCUGAGGUGGACAAAUAACAUUUCCUUAAGCACCUUUUCUCCAACUAAAAUGAUGAUUUAACAAAAUGUUCUUAAAGACUUAACUGUGUUUUAAAAACCCUGUCAAUGCAGUGCAAAUAUCUGGCAGGAGGGAGUCACCUGAAACAAUACUGAACUGAAGUUUUUUUAGUUUUAUGUCUAGGUGUAAAAAUAUAAACUGCAAACUUGACAUACCACACAGGUAUUAGCAAAAUAUUGAUAAAAACUCAUCCACUCUUUGAACAAUAGGGCUUAGUAUUUUUGCAUGCGUCUUUUUGUCUCCACAAAGCUCAUCCAUGAAGGGAUGGUAUGGUUAUAAACCUGUCAAGUUUUCUGGCCGUCUCACCGACUGGGACCUCCAAAGCCACAAAGCAGAACAUGGGGCCUAGAUGCAUACGCUGCGAGCCAACCACAUGGUCCCGAGAGUCCCGGGGCACAUAAUAAAAGCUGAGCCACAGAACCCCCCGAGCCCCUCAGUAUGGUACAAGGUGACUACUACGGCCUCUGUAUGCUAUUAAGUUGUCUAAUGUUGGCCUAACAUAACAUAACUUUUCUCGAUUUGUUCAGCCAAAUUUCAUUUUUACAUGUUUGUGUUCGUCUGUCUAGACUUAUGGUUAUUGGUUGUAUAAAUGGGUCCUGUAGGAACGCAGUAAACCAGAACAAAUCUCUGGGAUAACAGGCACACUUGGCCAAUAAAGCUUCUAACUUUUUUACAUUGAAUAAGAAGUCUGCCUGUACAAAUGGUGCAGCAGCUGAAGUUGGUGAUCCGACUUUGCUCAAAUAUAAAAAAAAUAACUUUGUUUUAUACUAGCAUUAGUGUAUAUAGAACUAAACUACCAUAGUACAAAAAAUACUUUAUCAUUUUGUUGUACACAACAGAAGAUAUUUUGAAGAAUGUAGGAGAGCAAACAAUUAUUGGGCACUUUUGACUAACAUUGUAAUUUUCCUCACUAUUGUAGUCAAUAGGGUCCGAAAACUGUUUGGUUACAAGCAUUCGUCCAAAUAUCUUUCUCCAUGUUCAACUGAACAAAGAAAUGUAAACGGAUUUCAGUAAAUCAUGACAGACAUUUCAUUUUUGUGUGAACUAUCCCUUUAAUGUGUUGUAGUCCAGCUCUAUGAUGCUGUCAGCAAAUACGUAAUGCCUGGUUUGUAUCUUGCCAAAUGUUGUUCUUGUUAUGAGCAAGAUUUAGAAACUUCCCUAAAUUGCAAAUAAAGCGCAUUUACACGUCGACUGUAUACAAAGAAAGGUUUCUGACCAUUCACAAGAUAUAAGCUUCAUUUAAACUUUGACCCAGCCACACCCGAUCACAACUGUUAACUCUCUGCUGACACCACGUGGACCAGCAUGCAAUGCGCAGCGUGUGAGUUUUAAAACCAAAGACGUUCCAAAAAAACUAAUGGUGUGUUUGCGUUUGAGGGUGUUUAUUAAUGUGUCCAUUUCUAUUUGACAGAUCCUUAAAAAACAAGAACAAAAAUUUGUGUUAAAAUGGAUAUACUCAGAAAAUGUGUUAAAUAAGCACAGUCAAUAAAAAAGCAACGCAAAGUGCCGUUUUGAAAUCAGAAAAUCCAGUUUGCAUAAAUACGCGACUUAAAUGUGUUCUUGAACUUAGUGAACUGUACCUUUAAGGCACGCUGCCGCUGUUCCCGGCCAUUCUCGCGGUUCUUCGAUGCUUGGCAACGUGCAUGCGUGUGUGGCUACGUCGACCAAUGAAAUCACCGCCAGCUGCAGAGCUCAACCAAUCAGAAUCCAAACUUUCUGUGCACGUUUGAAAUACGCUAGUUUGUUUCUCACCUGAUUUAACACAAAACAAACAAGGAACUGCGGCGCAUUCAAAAGCAAAACACGCAUAAACAAAAUCACAAACUUCACGAAAGUUCAACGAUGCCAUCGAGGACUGAAGACUAUGAGGUGAUGAUCACUAUAGGAUGCGGAUCUUAUGGGAAAUGCCAGAAAAUCAAGAGGAAGUCCGAUGGAAAGAUUCUAGUGUGGAAGGUGUUGGACUAUGGCACCAUGGCAGAGGCGGAGAAACAGAUGCUGGUGUCAGAGGUCAAUCUGCUCCGUGAGCUCAAGCACCCAAAUAUUGUCCGAUACUAUGACCGAAUAAUAGACCGGACAAACGCAACGUUAUAUAUAGUAAUGGAAUACUGCGAGGGUGGAGACCUCGCCAGCCUCAUCAACAGAAACAUUAAAGAGAGACGUUACCUGGAGGAAGAAUUCAUUCUGCGAGUUUUGUCCCAACUGUCCCUGGCAUUAAAAGAGUGUCACGGUAGAAACAACGGUAGCAGCACAGUUCUGCAUCGUGACCUGAAACCCGCAAACAUCUUCUUGGAUGUCAAACAGAACGUGAAGCUUGGUGAUUUUGGUUUAGCUCGGAUACUCAACCAUGACACCAGUUUUGCUAAAACAUUUGUAGGGACUCCAUACUACAUGUCACCGGAACAGGUCAAUCGCAUGUCCUACAAUGAAAAAUCAGAUAUAUGGUCUUUGGGAUGUUUACUUUAUGAACUAUGUGCUUUAUCUCCCCCGUUCACAGCAUACAACCAAACUGAGCUGGCGGGAAAAAUCAGAGAAGGAAAGUUUCGCAGAAUCCCGUACAGAUACUCUGAGGAUCUGAACACACUUCUGACGAAAAUGCUCAAUUUAAAGGACUACCUGAGGCCUUCGGUGGAAUCCAUCCUUCAGAACAGCUUGAUCUCUGCUCACGUGGCUCUGGAGCGGAGAAGACUCCAGGAGAAGCAGCGGCGCAGGUCGGCAGACGCGGAGCAGCCCGGACAGACAGAGGUGGAGCUGCGGCUGAAGGAGCAGGUCCUGCGUGAGCGUGAGCAAACACUCAAAGAGAGAGAGCUGCGACUGGAGCAGAGGGAACAGGAGCUUUGUGUCAGAGAGCAGCAAACGAAUGAAAAGCUGGCCAGAGCCGAGAGCUUGUUGAGAGCCUGUAACCUGAUGCGCCAGCAGAGGGCGCCAUCUGUAAUCGUUGCUAGUGAUACAGAAAAUGAAGAGAACUUGUCCCCGGGAAAGAAACGGGUCCACUUUGCAGGUGAUGGUAAAGAGAACAGCCAACCUGUCAAAACUCAAGAACAUUCUCAGGUGAAGAGGCAUCAGUGGGCUAACAUGCCAGCCCAGGCUCUUGGUGAAGAGGACCGGCUCCACCCAACAAAGCCCAGAGAAAUGCAGGGCAUUCGCUAACCUCACAUACAUCAAAUAUGAGCAAAAUACUACUGAUAGUAAAGAGGCUUUUUAGCAAUGUACAUUAGCACAUAAUAUUACGCAUUUUAUUUAUUUUGUACAGUACAGUGCAUAGUUCAGUGUCUUAACUAUUAUUUAAUGUGUUUUUUGAUGGACAAUUGUAUAUGAUGCCCUGUUUUUUUAUCUAAAUAAAAACAAUACGUUGUCUCG